AUGCCCUUUGCAGCCUCCCUGGCUGAGCUCCAAGCCGAGGCCAGCUGCCCCAUCUGCCUGGAUUACCUGAGAGACCCAGUGACCACUGACUGUGGGCACAACUUCUGUGGCUCCUGCAUCCACCAGCGCUGGGAAGACCUACAGGACAUCCUCCCCUGUCCCGUCUGCUUCCACCACUGUCCUGACAGGAACUUCAAGAGGAACGUGCAGUUAGGUCAUGUGACCGAUUUGGUCCAGCAGCUUCCCGCCAGGAGGAGCAAGAGGAGACUGCAGGAAGGGAAAGCCCUGUGUGAGCAGCACGGUCAGCCUCUGACCCUGUUCUGUGAGAAGGACCUGGAGCUGCUGUGUCCCCGGUGCAAGGUCUCCUCCGGCCACCGGGGCCACCCCCUGACACCCAUCGAGGGAGCUGCGGCUGACCACAGGAAGAAGCUCAAAAGCUACAUGGAGCCCUUGAAGAAGCAGCUUGAAGACACUGAAAAGGGAAAUUCACCAGUUGAUUGA
This is a messenger RNA of Lontra canadensis (Northern American river otter), 501 nucleotides long. RefSeq names its product tripartite motif containing 61 (gene TRIM61). The transcript is spliced from 2 exons. The coding region runs from base 1 to 501 and encodes 166 amino acids. The record is from RefSeq and is a predicted model, not a curated record. NCBI's taxonomy places the organism in Eukaryota, Metazoa, Chordata, Mammalia, Carnivora, Mustelidae. Gene Ontology annotation, molecular function: zinc ion binding.